UCUUUGACAUGGAUUUACGUGAUAUUUUACAAAGAAGUUCUAGAGAGAAGUGUUAUCUAUUGUUGUUUCAGUAUCUUAGGAGAACAAAUUUGAUAAAGAAAAUAUAAUUAUGGCAUGUUUUUUUAUUUUUCUCAAUUUAUGUUCUUCUAUUUAAUAAUUAGUGAAUGUAUAGUUAGAAUCCCGAUCCACAUUCCAUUCCACUUGGUGGCGGUAAUGCAACAUUACGUUGGUUGCCAACCGCCAUAACAAUUUACGAAGAAGAAGAAGAAAAACUACUAGUUUGGUUAAAGCGAAUGCUGCUGUUACAGAAAUGCAUGUACCCCAGACGUUAGCGAUGAGAUAAGGCAAAUUUGUUACUUGAAAUUAUCUUCUGAAGCUUCCUCGUUUGGCCCCAGCUGCUGCCUAAGCACAUAGGUCCACUGAGACACAUGACAGAGCCACGCAACCCAGGAAUGUCCUCUAUCCCUCCGACAGCCCCAGUGCACACUGACUCCACCUCUCAGGCUGUAGAGAUGGACCCAGUGGAGUACACCCUUAGGAAGCGCCUCCCCCGGAAACUCCCAAAGAGACGGAACGACGUUUACGUCAACAUGAAGACCGAUUUCCGGGCUCAGCUGGCACGCUGUCAGAAGCUGCUGGAAGGUGGGAGUCACAGGGAGAUCUGUGUCCACGGCCUGGGCCUGGCCAUCAACAGGGCCAUAAACAUCGCCCUUCAGCUGCAGGCCAGCAGCCAGGGGGUGCUGCAGCUGGCAGCCAACACCUCCACGGUGGAGCUCGUGGACGACCUGGAGCCUGAAGAUCCUGAUGAGGCCGGGGAGCCCAUGACGCGUACACGUAACAACUCUGCAAUUCAUAUUAAGGUUUUCUACCCUGACCCUCAGUAACCUGAAUAAAGGGCGGUUGGGGAGAGGUUCUCUAUUAGUCUUCAAGUUUUAUUUGUUCCCUCAUAAACCAGUAGACAGAUAUAACACUGUGGUCUGGUGGGACUGUGUGUGUGGAGACCUAUGACGACAGCAGCAGAGGACCGCAGAAUGGAGCGGACAACAUAGUGUACGUUUAUCAGUAAACUGAGUUGGAAUACUCCAAUUGGGACUACCUUAGUUGACUAAAUAUAUUACGCUCUUUUGUCAUAUGUUUUGUCAAUUGCAAAUUGUUGCUGUCGUUCCUUUUUCACUUUGCAUGUCUUGAAGCAACAGUGGUGUUCGCCAGGUGAAACCUCAACUUAAUUUAAUAUUUGUAGACAUGGCUGUGCCAAAUGUAACUGUGCAAGUGUCUUUAAUGUAAGGCCUAAGAGUCUGUGCAAGUGUUUACAGUUUCAUGAUACAAAAUUCAUGCGGGUGUUGCUGUUGUAGUAAGUGUCCACUAGAUGUCAGUAGUCUAUUUAUUUAAAUUUGGUUUCAGAUCAUUGAACUGCCGGUGGUGUUUAUGUUCAAAAGGAAUAUGUAAUGAACAGCUUUCAGGAAGACGAUCUAUCUUUAACUAUCACAGGAGGAAAAUUUGAUCAGGAUGUUACUUGAAUGAAUGACACUCAUUUAAGACUAGUGAGGUCUGUGACAGCAGCUUGUAUUCAGCAUCUGAACUGCAGAAGCUUGUUGACUCCACUGAUAAUGAAUGAAAUGGACAGAC
Molecule: messenger RNA, 1626 nt
Organism: Siniperca chuatsi (mandarin fish)
Lineage: Eukaryota; Metazoa; Chordata; Actinopteri; Centrarchiformes; Sinipercidae
Gene: pop7
Product: POP7 homolog, ribonuclease P/MRP subunit
Exons: 2
Coding region: 429-884 (151 amino acids)
Biological process (GO): tRNA 5'-leader removal
Cellular component (GO): nucleolar ribonuclease P complex; nucleus; ribonuclease MRP complex
Molecular function (GO): nucleic acid binding
Source: RefSeq, a predicted model, not a curated record